UUGCUAAAGCAUGGGAAAGGGUUUCCACAUCAGUAAAACUGUCGGGAUAGUAGGGAUUGUGUUAGGCGCUGGAGCGCUAGCCACAAUCAUCGCUCUCUCGGUGGUCUACUCCCAAGAGAAGUCCAAGAACGAGAAUGAGGUUCAACCCCCAGAUGCCACAACAUCAGCUCCAACAGCUACACCAUCCAAUGAACCAUGGGACCAGUGGCGCCUUCCUCAGACUCUUAGUCCACAAACCUACAAUGUCACUCUGUGGCCACGGCUCAAGCCAGAUCCAACCGGACUCUACAUCUUCACAGGGAUGUCCAGCGUGGCCUUCAGAUGUGAGGAAAAGACAAACCUCAUCCUCAUUCACUCUAAUAAGCUGAACAUGACAAAGCAACCCACCUUGACGGCACUUGGAAGCAAGCCAGCUCCUACCAUUGAAUCAAUUGUGAUGCACACAAAAACGCAGUAUAUGGCAAUUCAUCUGAAAGAUGAAUUAGCUGCUGGGGAAAGCUACGAGCUCUACACAGAAUUUAUAGGCGAGCUUGCAGAUGACUUGGGAGGCUUCUACCGAAGUGAAUACAAUGAGUCUGGAGUGAAGAAAGUGGUCGCCACAACCCAGAUGCAGCCAACAGACGCCAGGAAGGCUUUCCCUUGCUUUGAUGAACCUGCAAUGAAAGCGGUAUUCUACAUCACUCUUUACCAUGAUCCAGCAACCAUAGCCCUCUCCAAUGGUGUUGUGAUAGAUGAGGUUAACGUCACAGCGGAUGGCACUCUUGUAACCAGAACAACAUUUGCGCCCACAGAAGUCAUGUCGACAUAUUUGUUGGCAUUUAUUGUCAGCGAUUUCGGCUUCAUUGAACAAAACACUGAUAAACUGCAGAUCCGAAUUUUUGCCCGUCAAGAAGCCAUAAAUGCAGGACAAGGGGAGUAUGCACUCAAUGUGACUGGACCAAUUCUCAAAUUCUUUGAGAAAUAUUACAAUGUCCCCUAUCCGCUGCCCAAAUCAGAUCAAAUCGCUCUGCCAGACUUCAACGCUGGUGCAAUGGAAAACUGGGGCUUAAUCACAUACAGAGAGACAGCCUUGCUGUACGAUGAAGAAAUAUCCUCCAAUGGAAACAAAGAGAGUAUCGUUACUAUUAUUGCCCAUGAACUUGCCCAUCAGUGGUUUGGAAAUCUUGUGACUCUCAGGUGGUGGAAUGACCUGUGGCUCAAUGAAGGUUUUGCAUCUUAUGUAGAAUAUCUUGGAGCAGAUGAUGCUGAGCCGGAUUGGAAUGUUAAAGAUUUGAUCGUUCUUAAUGAUGUGCACCGAGUUUUCGCCAUAGAUGCAUUGGCCUCAUCUCACCCCUUGUCGUUUAAAGAAGAGGAGAUCCAAAGACCAGAGCAAAUCAACGAAGUGUUUGAUACGAUUUCCUACAGUAAGGGGGCGUCAGUACUUAGGAUGUUAUCGGAUUUUCUGACUGAGACAGUGUUUACCCAAGGCCUCCAGACUUACCUGGACUAUUUUAAAUUCAGCAACACAGUGUAUACAGACCUUUGGCACCAUCUUCAACUGGCUGUGAACGGCACCGGCACCAGUCUUCCCAAGUCUGUGCAAGAGAUUAUGGACCGCUGGGUUCUUCAAAUGGGCUUCCCCGUGGUCACUAUUAACACUACAACUGGCCAGAUCACACAGGAGCACUUCCUCCUGGACCCUGAAUCUAAACCAGACAGGACAUCAGAAUUUAAUUAUGAGUGGUUUGUACCAAUUUCAUGGACAAAGAAAGAAGUAGCACAACCCCUAUAUUGGCUGCUAAAGAAAACUGACCAAUUGAACGACAUGAAAAUAAGUGUUGAUGAAUGGGUUCUGGCCAACAUCAAUGUAACAGGAUACUACAGGGUUAACUAUGAUAAUGAUAACUGGCAACGCCUACUUAAUGCACUCCAGAAUUCAAGACAGAGCAUUCCAGUUAUUAACCGGGCGCAGUUAAUUGAUGAUGCUUUUAACUUGGCCAAAGCAGGAAUUAUUGAAACAACAUUGGCUCUAAGAACCACACUUUUCCUAAACUCUGAAACUGAGUACAUGCCGUGGGAGGCUGCUCUCGAUAACCUGGACUACUUUUACCUAAUGUUUGAUCGCACAGAGGUGUACGGCCCGAUGCAGACGUACGUUGGAAGACAGGUGCAAGAUUUGUUUGAUUACUUCACAAGGCUUACAAAUUGGGAAGAUGUGCCUAAAGGACAUACUGACCAAUACAAUCAGAUAAAUGCACUCAGAGUUGCCUGCAGCACUGGCAAUGAAGAUUGUAAGACUCUAAUCACAGGAUGGUUCGAACAGUUGAUGGCCAAUCCAAAUGUCAACCUUAUUAAGGCCAACUUGAGGUCCACAGUGUACUGCAGUGCCAUUGCAGCAGGUGGUGAGGAGGAGUGGAACUUUGCUUGGGAGAUGUUUGAAAAUGCUACUAUUGCUUCAGAGAAAGACAAGCUGAGAGCUGCAAUGGCAUGUGCCACUGAGCCCUGGUUACUGAACAGGUAUCUCAAAUACACUUUGGAUCCAGAAAAGAUUCGCAAACAAGAUGCCACCUCUACCAUCAUCAGCAUUGCAAGCAAUGUGGUCGGCCAACCGUUGGCCUGGGAUUUUGUUAGAGCCAACUGGGAGUACAUUUACAAACAGUAUGGAGGUGGAUCUUUCUCUUUCUCCAAUCUGAUCAAUGGCGUCACAAAGAGAUUCUCAACUCAAUUUGAAUUGCAACAGCUGAUACAGUUCAGAGAUGACAACACUCACAUAGGUUUCGGUUCAGGAACCCUUGCCAUUGAACAAUCCAUCGAGAGGACUAAUGCCAACAUCAAAUGGGUCGAAAAGAACCAAGAAGCAGUCUUAGAAUGGUUCAAAAAGCCAUCAUAACUCU
Sinocyclocheilus grahami is the source of this 2873-nucleotide messenger RNA. Its product is annotated as aminopeptidase N-like. Gene Ontology annotation, molecular function: peptide binding; metalloaminopeptidase activity; zinc ion binding. Gene Ontology annotation, cellular component: cytoplasm; plasma membrane. The transcript is spliced from 20 exons. NCBI's taxonomy places the organism in Eukaryota, Metazoa, Chordata, Actinopteri, Cypriniformes, Cyprinidae. The record is from RefSeq and is a predicted model, not a curated record. Gene Ontology annotation, biological process: proteolysis; peptide catabolic process. Bases 11 to 2869 code for a protein of 952 amino acids.